CUGCUUCGGUAUUAUAUGUAUGUAUGUACUGUUAUCUGCUUCAGAGAGCGCGAUGGUGUGUUACUUCGGGUCGUGGGCAACGUACAGGUAUAGCGACGGCAAGUUUGACGUGGAAAACAUUGAUCCCAGCAUCUGUACCCAUGCUGUGUACGGCUUCGCUGGCCUCAACACCAACAAUACUAUAGCGGUGUUGGACCCGUAUAAUGACCUGUGCGACAACUACGGCAAGUGCGGCUACAAUAAGUUCACAGGUUUGAAGGACCAAAAUGCUGCCCUGUUAACCCUGCUGGGUGUGGGAGGCUGGAACGAAGGAUCUACCAAAUACUCCUAUAUGGCAUCAACUGCUGCCAAUAGACAAACAUUCAUAGAGUCCACCAUACGGCUGCUACUUUUACACAACUUCGAUGGUAUUGACUUCGACUGGCAGUACCCUACACUGCGAGGAGGGGUGGCCGCUGACAGGGUGAGUCAGGCCCUCUUUAUUCAAAUUCAAAGUUUAUUCUCUAAGGAUUACAAUGCUGAGUUUACAGAAUUUGGUUAUUGUGUGGUUUACAUGUAGUAAAAUAAUAAUUGC
Molecule: messenger RNA, 574 nt
Organism: Cherax quadricarinatus
Lineage: Eukaryota; Metazoa; Arthropoda; Malacostraca; Decapoda; Parastacidae
Source: RefSeq, a predicted model, not a curated record